Molecule: messenger RNA, 2148 nt
Organism: Marasmius oreades (fairy-ring Marasmius)
Lineage: Eukaryota; Fungi; Basidiomycota; Agaricomycetes; Agaricales; Marasmiaceae
Exons: 2
Coding region: 1-2148 (715 amino acids)
Source: RefSeq, a predicted model, not a curated record
AUGAAGUCUCCCCGUGAUUUUCUUUGUAGGGAUCCCCAUUUACCCAGUCAAACUACGCUGCAAGGUUCGCUUUCAUCCUCACAGUCAACCCAUUGGUAUUCUCAAUUUCAUGACCACGAUGUCUACGACGAUAAAUACGUCGGAUCGAGUAGUGACGUGCAAUCCCAGAUCGACCUCCUCGCCCGACUUCGCAUUAUUGAACAAUUGCAAGGCUUCUGUCUUCCUCGUUUCCGAAACAGUGUUCCGGACGACAUACUCACAGACAUUCUCAACUGGAUGUGCCUUUGUUUCUGCCCAAACCCUUCUUCCGACGACGUGUCUAUCGCUCUCGCUCUCUACAGUGGCCAAAUCACAGUGUAUAUCGGAAGUACCCCCAACAGCCCUUCAUUAUCGUCUCUGCAAACAACAAAAAAUAUCUUCAAAUCCACUCUGAAACGUGUUAUACUCAGUGGCGUCUCCUCGGCCUACCCAACUUCGACAACAACGACCCCUCCGGUUGCUACCGCAGUUAUCUUGCUCAGAAUGGUAGUCAACAUUGGUUGGAAACGUAUCCAAAGAAAAAUCAGUCUCCUCGGAAAUACCGACGGAGACCCCGAACAAACAGGGUCACGAUUCGUUUCCCUGGUCCGAUCCUGGCUAUUUUACAGACCCGAAGGGGAACGAUCCAAAGCGUUCGCUGACAAAGCUCUCAGUGACUGUGGUGAUAUCGCUAGGACGACGGACUAUAUGGUUCAGUCUUUCUGGAUUGUCCUCGACCAAGCGGAUAUGUGUACAGAUGAUAUGGGGGAUGAACAGAGGUUCCAGUAUUUGACGUCGAUUAUGAGGGCGUGUGAUAUGUUUAUUCAGUCGACCUUUUUCGACGAUUUGCUGAAUCAUCAUACGUUCCGGAUCACGUUGAAGCAGGCAGAUCUGAUAUUCCUUCACACACUUCUUAGACGAUUCUCCCACAUCGCGUCCUACCAUAGUGGAGCGGUAAAAUUCGCAAUCAUCGGCGUUCCCUUUAUCCACGAAGUCCUUGGAGAAUCCGGUAUCAAGGCGUUCUUGGAGGAUAGACCGAAAGGAGGGAUCGUGUUUGAGUUAAUUUCCGAGUACCAGGGUCACCAGAGUCCCCGUCACACCAGUCGUUCCGAGUCUGAACGUCCUUCACCUCCGAAUGGCCAGGGUAAUCAUUCACGUAAACUCCCAGCUUCACCGACGCCGGCGACUGCGCUCCCUUCACGAAACAUCCGAUCUUAUACAUGGCAAGAGUCACCUUCGGAGCUUCUCCCCUCUAUUCUUGGGCUCUGCGAUAACGACGGGUCUCGUGGAGCAGGAACAUCCAAGAGGAGUUCCAGAUCAGGAUUCGGUGGGAAGUCAAGAGCUACUUCGGGCGACGACGACGACGACGAGGAGGAUUACAAUGGGAACUACGGGCCCCGCUCAACCCAGCCCCAUUCGAGAGAGGGGAGCACGGAUACAGACAAUUCUUCUGGGACUUGUGAAUCAUCUGACUAUACUGCUUCUACGACCUCUACCACGAGCACAGAAGACGAAAGUGGAUCUAAGAGCGGCCCGUCAGCUGAACGAAAUCACCAUUACCACCAUAGAACCAGAAACACAUACCGGGAACUACGCCGACUAGACCGGAAACUCCAACUCGAACUUUUAUCUUCCGAUGUCAUAUCGGAAGCUUGGGUUCCUGGGAAUACUGUUACAGUGAAAUGCCAUUCGGUGUUGCAGCUUAUACACCAUUUGGAUAGUCCGGGUUGGGGAGGAGGAGGAGGAGUGGACGUUUUGGCCCAGACGGUGGGGACUUCGAAGCCGGUUUGUUGGAUGUGUGGGAAGUAUAUAAAGUGUUUGGAGGCUUGGUAUUUGUUGACGGAGGAUGAGGAUGAGGAUGAGGACGGUGAUACUGGUGAUCUUGGUGAAGGUGAGGAUGUGAACGCAAAAUUGAUGAAUAACAAACCGGCGGCCGCCCCGCGGUGGAAAAGGGAAAGAGAGGAAAAGAUCCCCAAGAAAUGGUACUUAUCCAAACCAUCCGGAAAGGUAAGACACGAUUGGCUUAUCCCACUCGAGGCACCCCCAGAGGUGGUAGAUGCGGUGAUCGAGGACGCGCAGAAGGAGAUGGAAAGGGUCGUGGAAGAAGUGGCGUUUGACCGUUAUUUGUAA